Polyodon spathula (Mississippi paddlefish) is the source of this 1662-nucleotide messenger RNA. RefSeq names its product CD276 antigen-like. The record is from RefSeq and is a predicted model, not a curated record. Lineage: Eukaryota; Metazoa; Chordata; Actinopteri; Acipenseriformes; Polyodontidae. The coding region runs from base 192 to 1043 and encodes 283 amino acids. The transcript has 4 exons.
AAAAAAAAAUUGUUACACGGUGUAAUUAUCUGGCACCGAAACAAAAUGCUACUGCUCCCCUAGUAAGAAAACUGCCAAUGAAAGCAGCGGUGGUCAGAAGAUAAAUUGUGUUGUGUGCGUGUGUGCGUGCGUGCGUGUAUAGUAUAGGUAUAUAUUUUUUUAUUCACAAGGACUUUCUUUGUCUCCAGGCUAUGAAAAAGCUGCUGUUCCUACAAGUUUGCCUGCAUAUCUGUGAUGCAGUUACAGUGCCCCCGUCUCCAGUGACGUCACCUCCAGGCAGUGAUGUCAUUCUCAGCUGCUCUUUUUCCUAUAAAGAGGGGGCUGAUCUCAGAGGAUUGGUGGUUACCUGGCAACGCCCUCCUGUCGAUCAUGUGGUCCACAGUUUCUAUUACGGUCGAGACCAGCUGGAUCUGCAGAAUGAAGCCUACAGGAAUCGGACCCAGCUGUUCCCAGAGCAGCUCAGUGUGGGGAACGCCUCCCUCAGACUGAAACAGGUGCGGGGGGAGGAUGAGGGCCGGUACACCUGCGCUGUCGCCAACCAAGUGGAGAGCACCAGGGGAGACGUGCAGCUCCUAGUGGCAGCUGAAUUCGUCGAGCCUCAGCUGGUCGUUACUGACAGUCCGGACAGCCCCGACCAGGCUCUCCUGAGCUGCAUCUCGAGAGGAUACCCCAGCGCUUCAGUGCAGUGGCUCAAUGAGACCGGCUGUGACAUCACAGAGAGCAGCAAGACUAGCCAAUCGCUGGACAGGGAUGGGCUGGUGGAAAUCUCAAGUCACAUUCUAGUGUCCAGGGAUGCUAAUUAUACCUGUGUUCUUACCCACAGCCGACUGAAACAAACAGUCAAGAAGACGAUCACUUUAACAAAGAAGGGUUAUCCGGAAAGACAUCGCAUUGUCUUGUGGGUCGUCUUCACAGUGAUAGCAACGAUGAUCAUUGUAAUCUACCUGCUUUUCAAGCACCGCCGUGCUACCGGCACACCAGCAGGUAGUGGAGAACAUGCCCUGUUCGGUAGAAUGGCUUCCAGGAGUCCAUCACACGUGUAGAAGUAUCCUGUCUCAGGGAGUUGUUAAUGUACAUUGUAGAAGCUCUAUUAACGGGUGGGCAGUAUUGAGCAAUACCGGACCGCUCAAGGGCGUAAUGAGACCCGGGGCCACACGUAGCUUGUAGCUCCUGGAAGGUGCGGUAUUUCCCAAUAACGCCCACCCUGUCGGGUCUCUUUGCACUUAGAAAAUGGACAGCUGUUACGAAAAAAAAGACAGAAACAAAUUUUUUGGUUUAAAACUUCAACAUUCGGUGGCUCAGGGAUAUCCGUCCAGGUGAAAAGGCACUUAUGCCGGUACUUUUUAUUUCCUGGUCAUCUAUUGAAAGCUAGUGCCAAGGAUACUAGGCAAUGAGGAAAUAAAAAGCCAACUAUAGAAAAAUGAGUGCUGUCAGGUACCCGGCUGGGACGGUAUUGCUCUUCCACGACACAAAGACAAUCGGUGAACAUUAUUGCAAAACAAAGCGCUCUAAUACAACAUUAGGCAAUUGACUAAACAGUAUUCCAAAAACUGUUCUUGCCGUGCUUUCUCAGUCCUACAGUAUUCAUUCAUUUGUUUAUUGCCCCGUGCGUGUUAACCCGAGACAGAAUCAACAAGAGGAAAGCGCGCUCACAAACACAAA